GAUUGUUAAUCCAAAUCACUGACAACCAAGCAACAAACAGUUCAGCUUAGUUCAGUGAAACACGAUGACACAUGUGCAGGAGCCCGCGAUGCUGCAAACCGGCAAUUGCCUACUAGGACCCAAGCAAAAGGAUCAAGAGCUGCGGCGCUCAUUCUCGGAGUGCUCCAACAACGCCAAAACCAACCAGCUCAUUCCCGGCGGUGGCAGCGGAAGCUCGUCGUCGGAGGUGGCGGCGGAGACGGUGCGGUGCGCUUGCUGCAGCGUGCCGGAGGACUGCACGGCCGCCUACAUCCUCCGCGUCCGCGCGGCGCACUGCGGGAGCUGGGUGUGCGGCCUCUGCGCGGAGGCCGUGGGCGAGCGGCUGCGGCGGGACCCGGGCGCCGGCGUGGAGGCGGCGCUGCGGUCGCACACGGCGGUGUGCAGGGACUUCAACGCGACCACCAGGCUGAACCCGAAGCUCUCCCUCGCCGGCUCCAUGAGGGACAUCGCGCGGAGGAGCUUCAACCGGCGGGCGUCGUCGGCGACAACGUGCCACGACGAGCUCCGCGCCUCCAAGACGAUGGAGAGGGCCGUCAGCUGCCAGCCCCGAUUCUUUGCGUGA
Panicum hallii is the source of this 601-nucleotide messenger RNA. RefSeq lists its product as uncharacterized. Lineage: Eukaryota; Viridiplantae; Streptophyta; Magnoliopsida; Poales; Poaceae. The record is from RefSeq and is a predicted model, not a curated record. Bases 65 to 601 code for a protein of 178 amino acids. The transcript has 2 exons.